AUGGACUUUCUUUCCACUGCUUUACCACCCAUAGCAAUAAGUUUAGCUGUAAUACUCUUGGCCGUUAUUUUUUGGCCGGAGAAGAACAAGAGGUACCCUCCUGUUGCCGGAACUGUCUUCCACCAAGUCAUCAAUUUCCCAAGGCUGCAUCAUUACCACACUGAGCUUGCAUGCAAGUACAAAACUUACAGGAUUCUUGACUUGUUCAAACAUGCUAUCUACACAGUAGAUCCUGCAAAUGUGCAAUACAUACUCAAAACAAAUGUUGCAAACUAUGGCAAGGGAUUGUACCUGCAUAGCAUUCUGUCAGAUCUUAUGGGAGAUGGAAUCUUCGUUGUGGAUGGGGACAAAUGGCUGCAUCAAAGGAAGACAUCAGGCUCUCACUUCUCAACCAAAGUACUUAGAGACUUCAGUAGUGAAAUCUUCAAAACUAAUGGAGUAAAACUUGCUGGAAUAAUUUAUGAAGCUGUAACCUGUGACGAAUCAAUGGAUAUCCAAGACUUGUUUAUGAAAUCAACCUUGGAUUCAAUCGUCAAGAUUCUACUUGGCAUCGAACUAGGCACCAUGUCUGGAACAAAUAAUGAAGAAAAUAUCCGGUUUUCCAAUGCUUUUGAUGAUGCAAACCAAGCUACCCUUCAUCGUAUUUCUGAUAUCUUCUGGAAGAUCAAGCGGUUCUUGAACAUUGGUAGGGAAGCAGUGCUAAGAAAAAAUAUAGAAGUGGUGGAUCAUUUUAUAUACAAAUUAAUCAACAGAAAGAUUGAAGCACUCCAUAAUUCAGAAAAUGAUGAGCAAUAUAAAAGAGACUUUAUCUCAAGGGUUUUGGAAACUAGGGAGACCGAUCCAAAGUACUUGAGAGACAUGGUCCUAAAUUUUAUUGCAGCCGGCAAAGACACAACUGCUUCUGCUCUUUCAUGGUUUUUUUAUAUGAUGUGCAAGCAUUUCGAUAUACAAGAAAAGAUUGCACGGGAAGUUAGAGAAGCAACAUGUCUGAAUAAUACUUCAAGUAUUGAUGAACUUGCAGCCAACCUUAAUGAAGAAGCUCUUAGCAAAAUGCAAUAUCUUCAUGCAGCUUUGACUGAGACACUCAGGCUCUAUCUUACGGUUCCAUUGGAUGCGAAAGUUUGUUUUUCCGAUGAUAUCUGGCCAGAUGGAUUUAAUGUCAAAAAAGGAGAAAUGGUGGUAUACCAAUCUUAUUUAAUCGGUCGGAUGGAGUUUUUAUGGGGUGAUGAUGCAGAAGAGUUUCGGCCAGAGAGAUGGCUUGACGAAAAUGGCAAUUUUAAGGAAGAAAGCCCUUUCAAAUUCAUAUCCUUUAAUGCUGGUCCAAGAAUUUGUCUAGGAAAAGAGUAUGGUUAUAUGCAGAUGAAGAUCGUUUAUGCUGUUCUUUUAGGCUGCUACAAAUUCAAGAUGAGUGAAGAGAAAAAAAUGGUCAAUUACAAAACGAUGUUCACCCUCCAUAUCGAUGGAGGUCGCCAUGUUAAUGCCUCUCCGAGAGUUUGA
This is a messenger RNA of Rosa rugosa (rugosa rose), 1497 nucleotides long. RefSeq names its product cytochrome P450 704C1-like. The record is from RefSeq and is a predicted model, not a curated record. Gene Ontology annotation, molecular function: heme binding; iron ion binding; monooxygenase activity. Bases 1 to 1497 code for a protein of 498 amino acids. Lineage: Eukaryota; Viridiplantae; Streptophyta; Magnoliopsida; Rosales; Rosaceae. The transcript is spliced from 6 exons.